CAUCCGAAAGCCAACACCGACGUCGACGCCAACGUUGACGUCGAUGUCGACGUCGACGUCGCGAGGCUGACGAAUCAAAACAGCGACAAGCUGUGGCCAACGGGACUGCUCGAUCCCUCAGAGCCGACAGCAUCACGUCGACACAAUCAGCACCACCCGUGCCUCCACCACCGACAGCAACAGCAGCAGCAACAACAACAACAACAACAACAACCGCAGCAACAGCAACAACAAGCCAAGUCAGGAGACGGUUGCGUCUGGACGACGGGCAGUCGGGCCGCUGCGGCCAAUCCGGAGCCGAGUGUCGGGCUCGGAGAACGCGGCAGCCAACUGGUGGCCGGUUGGCUCGAUCUGCUCGGCCCAAAGACGUCUUCACCGCGGCCGUCAAGUCCGGUCGCCACGGCAACAGUAGAGUCGGCUUGGCCUGGCGGUCGGCUGGCCAGGGUCUUCGCCCGGCCGCCUUGGUUGCAGCCUGGCCUAUUGUGGACGAGUGUCGAGGCGAAGGCGGCUCUGUUGGCCGGCUCUUGGCCGCUCAGCUCCGGCGCAUCCAACGGCGUCAAGCUCGAGUCGGUGCCCGGACUCGAGCCGUGCGUCGACGAGGCGGCCGAGCCGCGACUCGCCGUCGCCGUCGCCGUCGAGGCCGGACGGACUGAGUCGACUGCAGCGCCCCUCGCCGACGUGUUGCCCACGUCCGCUCUGCAAACGGACAGUUUGAUCGCGGCCAUCCGCAGCCUCCAGUCGGCCCUUCGUGAGAACACUUUCGAGACACGCAGACACGAACAGCUCGCCUCGGCUCGCCUGAACAGCCUCAACGCGCACUUUGAUCCAUUCCGCCGCCGCAACGGCGAGGCCAACGGCGACGUCGAGGGUGGCGGGAAGGCCUUUCGCGUUCGCCGGCUACGUCGCAACGUCCAUUCGUCCACCGCCGGCCCGACAACGCAGCUUCGGCCGGCCAAUUCAGUGCAGGCCUCGGUCGGGCAGGUCGAGACGGGCCUACCGAACGGUGACUUGCACGCACACACCAACACGACCAGAUCCGCGGCGUCGGCGUCGGCGUCCGCGUCCGCGUCUGCGUUGGUGUCUGAAAGCGGCGCCGGCUCCGAUUCUUUCGCAUUUGCCCUCUCUCCAUCGGCCUAUUGUCCAAGUCCGAGCCAAAGUCCGAGCCCCAACAUGAACAUAAACAUGAUCACCAGCAGCAAUACGAAGUGGAACUCCGACUGGACUCCGACCCUGCAGGCGCACGAGCAUCCGGACGCGAUAGCUGCCAUUCAGAGCGCCGGAGAAGACGACGGAGAGGCUCUGGACGGGCUGGAAGAGCUUCCCGAGAAGCGGCUGGCCGGAGUGAGGAGUCGGUCGACGCGUCGGCGAUCUGCCGGUUCACAUGCCGUCGUCCACAACAGCCAUCCGCAGACACAGCGAGCCUUAGAGAGAGGCGGACAUCUGGUGCGUCGAUCAUCAAACAUCGCGGGUCGUUGUGCCGAUUCGCUGAAGAAACGAGCCGAAAAAGUGAGUAGACCAUAA
Messenger RNA from Protopolystoma xenopodis, 1521 nucleotides. NCBI's taxonomy places the organism in Eukaryota, Metazoa, Platyhelminthes, Monogenea, Polystomatidea, Polystomatidae. The record is from the annotation of a GenBank genome assembly.